Molecule: messenger RNA, 2994 nt
Organism: Apodemus sylvaticus (European woodmouse)
Lineage: Eukaryota; Metazoa; Chordata; Mammalia; Rodentia; Muridae
Gene: Tssc4
Product: tumor suppressing subtransferable candidate 4
Exons: 2
Coding region: 1865-2818 (317 amino acids)
Source: RefSeq, a predicted model, not a curated record
AUAGAGGCUGUGGAACACAGUGGGUGGGGAGGGCUGGAACCCUGGGAGCACUCCACAUGGGUACUCCCUCAUUUGUACUUCCCUGAACUGGGAGCUCAAUGCUGACCUUACACCAGCCUUGACCUCAUUUCCACUCAUCUGCUGGACAGGGCAGUCUAGGCUGAGUCGGGGUAGGAGGAGCCACAUAGCAGGGAAAUUCAGCACAGAAUGUUGGAGAUAAACUGCAACAUUAAACUAAAAAUACUGCAAUAACUAAACAAUAAAGGUUAGACCAUUACCCCAUCCCAAGUAUCUAUGUGCUUGGAAAUAUUCCACUGAGCUGGGUGACUCUGGCUUGUGUUCGAGAAAUAAAAGGCCAGCCCUUUUGAACUGAGGCAAAAGGCAGCCCUGUGAACUGAGGAUCAGGCUAAGCAACUUCUUGGACGCCAGGGCAACCACCACUGUCUCUUUCCCCUUGACUCCUGUCAGCACCCCUCCCCCAGGCUGCUGGCAUAUUUAAUUAGCUACUAGAGGGGAGAAGUCCUAGCUAAGAUUCAGGUCUCAGCUCUAGCAGCCUCCAGUAAGCUGAUUUGUUGGUGAACCCCAAGCUUGUACUAGGGCAUUCUAGGUCUCAGCCACUUCAUCUCACACGCCUGUGCAACGUGUUCUGUGCUUGGUUGGUUUCUGGUCUGGGGAACCCUUUAUAGCCUAUGAUGUGAGGUCCAUGGGCACCAGGCCAAGGCUGCUGGAGGCCUGCUGCACAGCUUCAGGAAUGUAGGAAAGGAGGGGAGCAUGGAACAGCCCAGUGGAUCCUCAGACUGGUCCCUAAGGAAGCAAGAAAACAGCGCCUGGCCUGGAGAAAGAUUAUGUGUGGCCUUGAAUAGUAGGGUCAGCGUCCAGCAGCUAAAGCGUCGGUGCCUGCGUCAGGAAGCACAGACAUGCAGAGCCCAGGGUAGCGGCCUCGAAUCUCUGAAGCCCAAACAAACCUACCCAAGGGACCACUACGUCUGUAUAUGCCAAGAGCCAACCAGGACCUAGGCCCCGCCUCACUCCAGAAAGCCAACAAAGCACAAGACCUGCACCACUUCCCUCCAGGGCCGGAAGUGUCUAGGAAACUGGUUGGCGCUCACAGUGCGUGGUGACGCACUUCCUCCUUGUGUCAGACCGGGCCCAAGGGGAUUCCGACAGACGACGCUGCAGGCCUCAACCCUUUGCGAUUGGCAGUUAGCCCUGGAGUAUUGUGGGAAUUGUGGCUCCGCCUUUUCCCCUUUCGUCAUUUCUGGGUGUAUUUCCGUGUGCGCUCCGGUCUGGUCUUCGGGAUGGCACACGUGUUAAGGUUACAAAUCCCGGCAAGCUUUAGGCAAUGACCCAUUGCAUUCUGGGAGUUGUAGUUUCUCUGGUGCUGAAGCCACGAUAUUCUGAUAACCCGAGACUCGGUUUCCCAGGAACCCAAGCGGUAUUGAACAGGCCCGAAUCCUGGGGAACUGGCGGGACGCUGCGGGGAAGGCGGCAGCGUAUUGAAGCGUGUACGGUCACUGGAACGGUGAGCACUGGCCAUUCCCGUGCCUGUUUCUGCCAGCCCUCCGUCCGGACCCGAGUGGUGCCUACAGUGUGUACCCAGAGAGGCUGCGCUUUACUGAGAGCCCGUGAUGGGAGGAGUCGCUGAUGGAGAUCCCCUGUCAUCAGCAUCUCCCAGCGCUCAUUUGUUGUAUCUCCACACUGUUAUGAUCUCGUGGUUGACUCUCUCCUUAACCCCACCUAACCUGCAGCUCCACAUCUGUGCGCGCUAGGAUACCCUUUAGCUACGCAGCUUCGCGAGGCCUCCCGUCCGGCUGUGAGUAAAGGCGCUUGACACACAGUGGAGGUGGGACGGGUGUCAGGUCUCAUGGCGGAGACAGAGGCUGGCCUGGAGGCUGAGGAACCCACCGAGGAUGACACCCUGCCUUCUGACACCGUCUCCCUCAGCGACUCGGACUCGGACCUUAGUUUACCUAGUGGUGUGGAGGUCCAAGUGUUGUCCCCAGAGAGGCUUUCCGGGGAGGACCAGGAGGACUCCGGCCCUGAUGACCCUCCCUCGCCCCCCAUGGGCACCCUCACCCAUGAGGCCGUGCAGCCGUUCCACCUCCGAGGCAUGAGCUCCACCUUCUCCCAGCGCAGCCACAGCAUCUUUGAUUGUCUGGAGAGUGCAGCCCGGCAGGCACCGUGCUCUGCUCCCCAAACUAGUGUGAGUGACAGUGGCAGCUUCAAGCGGCCAUUGGCUCCCCCAAGUCAAACUCCAGCAAGGAGCCUGAGCAGAGUGCAUGGGAGCACUGGCCCAACCAGGGUCCUCCCUGUCCCUGAUUAUGUGUCACACCCUGAGCGUUGGACCAAAUACAGUCUGGAAGAUGUGUCUGAAGCCAGUGAGCAGAGCAAUCGUGAUGCUGCCCUGGCCUUUCUGAGCUCUCGAACCCAGGCAUCCCCCACAGACUAUGUGCCCUCUUUCAACCAGGACCCCUCUAGCUGUGGGGAGGGAAGAGUGGUCUUCACCAAACCAGUGCGGGGCAGUGAGGCUAGGGCUGAGAGGAAGAGAGUCCUAAAGAAGGGGGUGCUGUCAGGUGCUGCGGGUGAGGCCUCUGUGGAGCUAGCCCAUCUUGCCGGGCCUGAGGCUGAGGAAUGGAGUGGCCACCAGGGACAGCCAGAGGCGGUACCUUCAGAAGCUGCUCAUCCUGAGCCCUCAUCAGGCCCCAUAGGUGUGAAGGCUGUUGGUUUCCAUGGCAGCAAGAAGCGGAGCAGAGACCACUUCAGGAACAGGGACAGUAACCCUGAGGUGCCAGGGUCUGAGAGAGGACCCUCAGUUUGACUGCAGUGCCAUCACUCACCCCCUCACCUGCCAGUCCAGGUGGGAAGGUGUGGGCUAUCAGCAGUGGGGGUAUGUGAGCAGCAGCUCUGGCAGAGACUGGGUAUUGUGGGUAAGGGGACCUUGAAGGCUUUUGCCCCAGUGUUUUGGGAUGAAUAAAAUUUGGAAUAUUUCUAGAA